Messenger RNA from Anopheles aquasalis, 1210 nucleotides. RefSeq names its product mitochondrial GTPase 1. Gene Ontology annotation, molecular function: GTPase activity; GTP binding. Gene Ontology annotation, cellular component: mitochondrion. The record is from RefSeq and is a predicted model, not a curated record. Gene Ontology annotation, biological process: mitochondrial translation. NCBI's taxonomy places the organism in Eukaryota, Metazoa, Arthropoda, Insecta, Diptera, Culicidae.
AAAAAAAAAGGAAACGUGAUAAGGCGGGCAAUUGCGAUGGGAAUCGUGCCGGUUAAAAAUUGUUCGUCCAAAAGCAAAUAGCAUCCAUUCGGCAAUCCAUUUUAAGUUGCACCAGCAGGCGGCACACCGCAGGACAAUCGCUAGAAGCUACAAAAUGCGUCGCUUCCGUACCAGCUUUCCCGCGGUACCGCGCGAUCUUCUCAACUGGUUCCCGGGCCAUAUGGGCAAGGGCAUGAAGCAGAUGCAGCAGAAGCUGAAGCAGAUCGACUGUGUGAUUGAGGUGCACGAUGCACGUAUUCCGCUAACCGGCCGCAACAAGGACUUCCGCACGACGAUCAGUGGUAUCAAACCGCACAUCCUGGUGCUCAACAAGCAUGAUCUGAUCGAACGGCGGACGGCGGAUUCGGUACUGCAACGGUUGAGGCAGCAGGACGGCGAAACGGAGAAUAUCAUUUUCACCAACUGCAAGAACCAGCACUGCAACGGAGUGCGGAAGGUGGUGCCGCUCGCUCAGGAGCUCAUCUGUAGCUCGGACCGGUACAAUCGCACUUCGGAGAAGGAUUUCUGCAUCAUGAUCAUCGGCGUACCGAACGUGGGCAAAUCGUCUUUGAUCAAUGCCUUACGCAACCGGCACCUGCACCGAAAGGGUGCGAGCCAGGUCGGUGCGUUGGCCGGCGUCACGCGGAGCGUGCUGAACCGUAUCCGGAUCAGCCACGACCCGUCUGUCUAUCUGCUCGACACACCCGGCAUUCUGGAGCCGAACAUCGGCGACACGGAGACGGGCCUCCGGCUGGCACUGGUAUCAUGCCUGCAGGAUCAUCUCGUUGGCGAGGAGCUGAUCGCGGACUAUCUGCUCUAUCUGCUGAACAAGCAGCAGAACUUCCGAUACGUCGAGCUACUCGGCCUAGCGGAACCGACCGAUUCCAUCGCGGAGGCCCUGGUCGGUGGCGCUGUGCACCAUGGCAAAACGAUCCGCAUGAAGCAGCUGGACGGCACGGUGGCCAUCCGGCCCGAUGUUGUCGCAGCGGCCAAGCUGAUGCUCAAGGCCUUUCGCACCGGUGCCCUCGGCAGGAUAAUGCUGGAUGAAGAUAAAAUUAAGGCUUUGUAGCGAUGGGGUGCAAGCGCCGUGCGCGCUUGAUAAGCGUGACAGCAUGGAGGAAUGUAAAAAAAAACACCUGUAGUAGAAUUAAAGAACGUACAAAUAGUUAAA